CAAUUUGCAUUAGUUUCUUAUUUAAUUAUAGAAAAAAAAAAAAAAAAAAGAGAGGAAAUUUCGAGAUAAAAUAAAUAGGAAUAUUUUCAUCAUGAACAAAGUUUGGUUGAGUGUCGUUUGUUUUGCAAUUGCUUGACGUCAACCCCUCUUCUUUCUCAACUCUAAAAUUCUAAUCACAACCAAAUAAUCACUUCCCCUUUCCCAAUUUACAGCUAUGGCAACCAGUGGAAACAAGAAUAUGAACGCUAAAUUGGUGCUCCUUGGAGAUGUUGGAGCCGGAAAAUCUAGUCUAGUUCUUCGUUUUGUUAAAGGACAAUUUAUUGAAUUUCAGGAAUCAACAAUAGGUGCUGCAUUUUUCUCCCAAACAGUAGCAGUAAAUGAUGCAACUGUAAAAUUUGAAAUAUGGGAUACAGCAGGCCAAGAGAGAUACCACAGUCUAGCUCCGAUGUAUUACAGAGGAGCUGCAGCUGCUAUAAUUGUUUAUGAUAUAACAAAUCAAGCAUCAUUUGAUAGAGCAAAAAAGUGGGUUCAGGAGCUUCAAGCACAAGGUAAUCCAAAUAUGGUGAUGGCACUUGCUGGUAAUAAGGCAGAUUUGUUAGAUGCAAGAAAAGUGGCUGCUGAGGAAGCAGAAACAUAUGCGCAGGAGAAUGGUCUUUUCUUCAUGGAAACAUCUGCAAAAACUGCAUCUAAUGUUAAUGACGUUUUCUCUGAAAUAGCUAAGAGACUGCCUCGGCUUCAGCCAGCACAAAAUCCAUCAGGGAUGGUUCUUAUGGAUAGGCCUGCCCAAACACCGGCUACUGCUUCUUGUUGCUCUUAAAUGUCUUUACUGGUGCUUCUCGUCUAAAUGCUGUUUUUCUUUAAUGUGUUUGCGCUGAUUGUUCGAGUUUGUUGUGCCAUUUGGCCAUCAUUGUACAGAUAUUUCAUGAAAAAUUCUUCAAUGUGAUUUACUCUUUUUUAUCUGUCCUCAUGUAAUGAGAUUAUAUGACACGCUAUUAAACAAUAUAUGCUAUCACUAUUUAGUAUU
Molecule: messenger RNA, 1024 nt
Organism: Lycium ferocissimum
Lineage: Eukaryota; Viridiplantae; Streptophyta; Magnoliopsida; Solanales; Solanaceae
Product: ras-related protein RABF2a
Exons: 7
Coding region: 215-817 (200 amino acids)
Molecular function (GO): GTP binding; GTPase activity
Source: RefSeq, a predicted model, not a curated record